Coregonus sp. 'balchen' is the source of this 16314-nucleotide messenger RNA. NCBI's taxonomy places the organism in Eukaryota, Metazoa, Chordata, Actinopteri, Salmoniformes, Salmonidae. The record is from the annotation of a GenBank genome assembly.
AUGCUGAAAAUGAAGCUGCCCAUUCGAAUAGCAGAAGGAGACCAUACCGUCGAAGACGAGCAGGAAAAUACCGAUUGCAACAGUUACAGUAUUGAUUCGGUUCCAUACUGUGGCGUGAGCCACCGGUUCAAACGUUCAACGAGGGAGUCAUAUCGCCUGUCGCAAAUUGACAAGAAGGCUGUGUUUGAGUGGUUCGGCUUGCACCUCAGCCCAGCAAAGCGGAUAGAGUUUAUGUACGGACUACUUCAUAUGUGUCAACCACUUGAGAUUCGCUUUUUGGGAUCCUGUCUUGAGGACCUUGCACGGAAAGAUGUCCACGUCCUCCGGGACUUUGAGAUAACGGCAAACUGUCAAACCGAUUUGGCCCUCCUUAAGGACGUUGCCGACCCUGUUGUGCGUUCCAAACUACUUGUCUACCUGUCACUUUUGCGAUCUGGAAACAGAGAAUGUGCGGACACACUGUAUCGUGCUUUGAGAAAUAUAGAUCCAGCGCUGUACUUAAAUAGUUAUCAUGGCGUUCCAUUAUCUCCACGUGGUGCGAACACUCAGAAUGUACCUGAUCAACAUUGCCCUUGCGAGGUUGGAAUGGAUUCUGGAAGUGUGGUGCAUCCCAGCGCGACUCCACUGGAGGCAGAGUCGGGUUCCUUGGAGCACUUGGCGCUGCUUUUCUCCAUGGCCUCGCUGCACCCUGCGUUCCCUUUUUACCAGAGGGAUACUGUCAGACACCAGUUGGACAAUGUGGAACGGGCCAUAGAGGAGAUCAUGGAUAGCCACAAACGCACGAGUGUCCAGGUAAACACCACUUGACAGUGGCAUGUUUAUAGUGACCGCCAUUGUAAACAAACUCGUAGUAUUUGGGACCGCGGGAGGAAGGGCUUUCUUGUCUUGUGAUUAGAGUUGAUAGUCUCGGGGUUAGGGCGGAUUCCCGUGAUUGACUGAAGUGAAUUUAAGGUGGCUUCCUCAUCUUACCUCCUCUCCUUAGUUUACCUCCUUAGCUACCCACUCCUUAUUGUCACAGACUUGAUUGAACUGGGCAGGUGAAAGGAUCUAACUCCUCUGAUUGGCUUCCACCACAUUUACUAUCCAAUGUCAUUAGAUCAUUACAGGUGAGGAAACGAGAAGAAAGCCAGUGAAUUCACUACUGGACUAUUGAGAUGCACCCUCCGGGGGCCCCAAUAAAACUUUCUGGACAGUUACUUUGACAAUAAUUAACUAUAUGUAUUAUAAAACAAAGACCACCCCUUUUUCUAAAAUAUUACUGGCCACCUUAGCCAUAGGAAUGAACAGAUUACUUUUUAAUCAAAGUCUAUAUAGAAUCAACUAUUCUCCAUUUCAGUCAUCUUAGUUUAGAUGGCACAAUGUAGCAAUUUAUUUCUGCUAAAGUGGGGCCAAAUAAUUGAUGUAGGAAUAGACUGUAAUAGCAUGUACUGUGAAUAGGCUUGUGGGGUAAGUAAAGAGGUUCAAACAUUUCAUGCCAAGUAGUAAUUCAAAGCACUGUUUCAUUUCCAAGAACAGUCUUGAAUGCAUGGCCAUAUGACUACAGUCGUGGUCAAACGUUUUGAGAAUGACACAAGUAUUGGUCUUCACAAAGUUCGCUGCUUCAGUGUUAUGAGAUAUUUUUGUCAGAUGUUACUAUGGUAUACUGAAGUAUAAUUACAAGCAUUCCAUAAGUGUCAAAGGCUUUUAUUGACAAUUACAUUAAGUUUAUGCAAAGAGUCAAUAUUUGCAGUGUUGACCCUUCUUUUUCAAGACCUCUGCAAUCCGCCGUGGCGGAUUAACUUCUGGGUCACAUCCUGACUGAUGGCAGCCAUUCUUGCAUAAUCAAUGCUUGGAGUUUGUCAGAAUUUGUGGGUUUUUGUUUGUCCACCCGCCUCUUGAGGAUCGACCACAAGUUCUCAAUGGGAUUAAGGUCUGGGGAGUUUCCUGGCCAUGGACCCAAAAUGUUGAUGUUUUGUUCCCAGAGCCACUUAGUUAUCACUUUUGCCUUAUGGCAAGGUGCUCCAUCAUGCUGGAAAAGGCAUUGGUCAUCACCAAACUGUUCUUGGAUGGUUGGGAGAAGUUGCUCUCGGAGGAUGUGUUGGUACCAUUCUUUAUUCAUGGCUGUGUUCUUAGGCAAAAUUGUGAGUGAGCCACUCCCUUGGCUGAGAAGCAACCCUACAGAUAAAUGGUCUCAGGAUGCUUUACUGUUGGCAUGACACAGGACUGAUGGUAGCGCUCACCUUGUCUUUUCCGGACAAGGUGUUUUCCAGAUGCCCCAAACAAUCGGACAGGGGAUUCAUCAGAGAAAAUGACUUUACCCCAGUCCUCAGCAGUCCAAUCCCUGUACCUUUUGCAGAAUAUCAGUCUGUCCCUGAUGUUUUUCCUGGAGAGUGGCUUCUUUGCUGCCGUUCUUGACACCAGGCCAUCCUCCAAAAGUCUUCGCCUCACUGUACGUGCAGAUGCACACACACCUGCCUGCUGCCAUUCCUGAGCAAGCUCUGCACUGGUGGUGCCCCGAUCCCGCAGCUGAAUCAACUUUAGGAGACAGUCCUGGCGCUUGCUGGACUUUCUUGGGCGCCCUGACGCCUUCUUCACAACAAUUGAACCUCUCCUUAAAGUGCUUGAUGAUCCGAUAAAUGGUUGAUUUAGGUGCAAUCUUACUAGCAGCAAUAUCCUUGCCUGUGAAGCCCUUUUUGUGCAAGGCAAUGAUGACGGCACGUGUUUCCUUGCAAGUAACCAUGGUUAACAGAGGAAGAACAAUGAUUUCAAGCACCACCCUCCUUUUAAAGCUUCCAGUCUGUUAUUCUAACUCAAUCAGCAUGACAGAGUGAUCUCCAGCCUUGUCCUCGUCAACACUCUCACCUGUGUUAACGAGAGAAUCACUGACAUGAUGGCAGCUGGUCCUUUUGUGGCAGGGAUGAAAUGCAGUGGAAAUGUUAUUCUUUUGGGAUUAAGUUCAUUUUCAUGGCAAAGAGGGACUUUGCAAUUCAUCUGAUCACUCUUCAUCAGAUUUUUCACUUUAAAAUGUAUACCAAACAAACACCAUUUGAUUUUAAACCAUACAACUCUAUGCACAAGGACUACUUUUAACCAUUUCCACUGGACAUUUUACAAAAACACAUUUACAGAAAUAACUGUGCAGAUGCAAAUUUUGGUAACAGAAUUACGGUAAACUAUCCCAGUUUUAUUCUGUUACCGAACUUUGUAUCUGCACAGUUCUUUCUGUAAAUGUGUUUUUGUAUGUUCAGUGGAAAUGGUUAAACGUAGUUGUAUGGUUUGUUAAACUUUGAAAUCAAUGGUGUUUGUUUGGUAUACAUUUUAAAGUGAAAAAUCUGACAGUGUAAUUCCGUUACCAUGGAAUUGCCCCCUGUGCACCAGGAGAAUAGAGAGAGAGCUUAUCUGGCUUUAGCAGACAUGCUGGCCAUGGCUACUGUGUCUUCUGUCAUCUUGUCCACAGCAGCUAGCUAGCCUAUAGGAAUGGGAACACCCGGCAUUCUUGUUUAUGAUUGCAUUGUGAUCUAACUUUGCAUUGUGUUGGAGAAACCUCUUUCUCUCCCUAUCUCUCUUUCUCUCUCUCACCCUCCCUCUCUUUCUCUCAUCCAGUGAAAAAGCCAAGAGUUUUAAUGAGACAGACAUCCUCUUGCUCAUCUGUCUGUCUGACUGCUCUCUUAAAGGGGCAUUCUGUAAUGCUGUCUUGGCUGGCUCUCAGCAUAAAGACUUGUCUCAUUCAGACAGUUAGUUUGCCUACACAUCCCUGUGGAUUGGCAGUAUUUCUAAUCCAUAUGGAGCUGACUUAUGAAUAGAAAUUAAACUGAAAAUAAGAAGAAAAAAAAGUAUUUCUCAAAGCAUGCGGAGAGAAGGAAAUUAGUAUUGGUUCCAGUUGUUCAGUGCUGUAAGGGGGCAGUUGUUUGGUGGGACUAUGAUUGAAAGGUAUUUCACUGUACUUGUGCAUGUGACAUUAAAACUUGAAACUUGAUUGGGGGAGAAAGCACAAUUACAUACUAAACCAUCCAUCUCUUCACUUUCCUGGUUGCAGCAGAAGCAGCACGCCCUUCGAAGGGAGGACCUCAGCCCCAGGAGCACUGACAUGGGUCAGUCGGGCUGCUGUAUUCCCAAUCAGCUCCCCAACAGGAGAUCAUCCCAGAGAGAAGGUAGUCUCAAUCCUGUUUGUCAUUGUGUCCUCUGAGGUCUCUCAUUCCCAUGUUGAGAGGAUUGUUCAAAACAAGAUGUAUUUGAGCCUAGUGCAUUUGAGGUGAAACAAGAGACCCAAACAAAUGGUCAGAUAUGAUACAAUAGACAGGAUAUAUUUUAAAUUAUCUGUAUUUUUAACAGUAAUCAAAAUUACAUUGAGAUGAACACAGUGGCGUACUGCAGGUUUUUGGAAAACAGUUAACUUCCUGUAAUUCUACACAUUCUGCCAUGGGGCAAAGAGAAAAAUGUGCAAAAUGUUCCUGUUUUAAAGCAAAUCUCCUGCAAUUCUACACAUUUUUGCCAUGGGGCAUAAAAUAUUGCAUAAACAAUCUGAAGCUCAGGUUAAAAUAGUUGCUGUUUUAUAGCUAACUCAUGCUAUUCUACACAUUUUGCCAUGAGGCUAAGGAAACCAUUUUCAUUUUCAAAGCUAAUGUCCUGCAAUGAAUUGCUCAAAAAAAUAACCCUGGUCUUCUUUCUUCCUGCAGCAGUUCACAUUGACAAGAUUGUGCUAAAGAGGAUAUCUUGGAACCGAGUAAACAGUGAAUACAGUAUUGAGGUAUGUAUGUUCAUGUUUGGACUCUGUGCCUUGGUAUGUUAUUUUUUUGUAUUGUUUAUUCUGAUAUUCCUGUGUAUUUUAUUUCUCAUACAUUUUGAGGCAUACCCCCUGAAGGAUCUAGGUAUACUUUAUUUGUAUUAGGCCUAUAUAUCGUGGGCCACCAGAUUACUUCGUGCUCCCUCCCAUUCAGAUGAUGGCACUGACAAAACGUUUGUCCUGAGCUUCAGAUUGUUCAUGCAAUAUAGUAUUUUUUUUUGUAUAAUUUUUUCUCUGUAAAUCAUGCAAUGUUCUCUUACAACAUCUGAACAGGCAGAGAUCUAAGACUUUGCCUGGCCCUUAAUCAACAGUCAGUGCUGUAUGGCCAGGCAUCAUUGUGACAGGCAGGACUGUGCUGAGGAGUCGGUGAGGGGGAGGAGGAGAGCAAGACAUAGAGAGCCAGGCUAAAUAGGACAGCAGGAAGGAUUGCGCCCCCCUAUUCACAUGCUGUCCUCCGUUGCAUGAGAACACAAUCUGGUGGAAAUAUGUCCUAGAUCGUUUGCGACUUCAAAACAUCUGCCGUGACUGUUUUUACAAGCCUGCGGCGGCAUCAUAUCAGCCUAUAAAAACGUAAAGUCUUCAAUUUAGACUAGAGGGUUGAAGGACUUGAGGUUAGCUCCAAUAUUUUACAACACUGAGAUCAUGAGAGGGGUCAUCUUGACUGCCUUCGAUCAGACAGCCGUAGUAGUAACAAAAUAGACUAAUAUAUCUGACCAAGGUUGUCCUUAUCUGUGGACUAGUCAUGUAGCUUGUUGAGUAGUUAGACCAAACUACCAACACAUUCUAACACUAAACGGUUAAAAUCAGAUCUGCGUUAUGUGGAUAGCAAAAUAGGCUAUAUUGAGGAGACUUCUGAAUAACACCAGUUAAAGGAAUAGUCCACACAAAAACUAUAUUUUGGUAUUUGUUUCAUUAGUCCAUUGUUGACAUGGUCCCAAAAUUUUUUGCAUGUCACCAAUCAAGUUUUCAAGAUAUAAACUCAGCAAAAAAAGAAACAUCCUCUCACUGUCAAUUGCGUUUAUUUUCAGCAAACUUAAUGUGUAAAUAUUUGUACAUAACAAGAUUCAACAACUGAGACGUAAAUUGAACAAGUUCCACAGACAUGUGACUAACAGAAAUUGAAUAAUGUGUCCCUGAACAAAGGGGGGGUCAAAAUCAAAAGUAACAGUCAGUAUCUGGUGUGGCCACCAGCUGCAUUAAGUACUGCAGUGCAUCUCCUCCUCAUGGACUGCACCAGAUUUGCCAGUUCUUGCUGUGAGAUGUUACCCCACUCUUCCACCAAGGCACCUGCAAGUUCCCAGACAUUUCUGGGGAGAAUGGCCCUAGCCCUCACCCUCCGAUCCAACAGGUCCCAGACGUGCUCAAUGGGAUUGAGAUCCGGGCUCUUCGCUGGCCAUGGCAGAACACUGACAUUCCUGUCUUGCAGGAAAUCACGCACAGAACGAGCAGUAUGGCUGGUGGCAUUGUCAUGCUGGAGGGUUAUGUCAGGAUGAGCCUGCAGGAAGGGUACCACAUGAGGGAGGAGGAUGUUUUUCCUGUAACGACCGCGUUGAGAUUGCCUGCAAUGACAACAAGCUCAGUCAGAUGAUGCUGUGACACACCGCCCCAGACCAUGACGGACCCUCCACCUCCAAAUCGAUCCCGCUCCAGAGUACAGGCCUCGGUGUAACGCUCAUUCCUUCGAAGAUAAACGCGAAUCCGACCAUCACCCCUGGUGAGACAAAACCGCGACUCAUCAGUGAAGAGCACUUUUUGCCAGUCCUGUCAGGUCCAGCGAUGGUGGGUUUGUACCCAUAGGCGACGUUGUUGCCGGUGAUGUCUGGUGAGGACCUGCCUUACAACAGGGCUACAAGCCCUCAGUCCAGCCUCUCUCAGCCUAUUGCGGACAGUCUGAGCACUGAUGGAAGGAUUGUGCGUUCCUGGUGUAACUCGGGCAGUUGUUGUUGCCAUCCUGUACCUGUACCUGUGAUGUUCGGAUGUACCGAUCCUGUGCAGUUGUUGUUACACGUGGUCUGCCACUGCGUGGACGAUCAGCUGUCCGUCCUGUCUCCCUGUAGCGCUGUCUUAGGCGUCUCACAGUACGGACAUUGCAAUUUAUUGCCCUGUCCACAUCUGUAGUCCUCAUGCCUCCUUGCAGCAUGCCUAAGGCAUGUUCACGCAGAUGAGCAGGGACCCUGGGCAUCUUUCUUUUGGUGUUUUUCAGAGUCAGUAGAAAGGCCCAUUUUAGUGUCCUAAGUUUUCAUAUCUGUGACCUUAAUUGCCUACCGUCUGUAAGCUGUUAGUGUCUUAACGACCGUUCCACAGGUGCAUGUUCAUUAAUUGAUAAUGGUUAAUUGAACAAGCAUGGGAAACAGUGUUUAAACCCUUUACCAUGAAGAUCUGUGAAGUUAUUUGAAUUUUUACGAAUUAUCUUUGAAAGACAAGGUCCUGAAAAAGGGAAGUUUAUUUUUUUGCUUAGUCUGCUCUACAGAGACCGUGGUCCUGAGUGUGCACACUAGUGUGACUGUGUGGAGGUGUGUGUGUCACUGAUAUGAAUGUCUAGGCCUUGACCCAAUACCGUCAUCAUCUAGCCCAUCUAUGUGGAUGGGCUGAAUGAAGUGAGGGAUUUUUAUAGAGGAUUUCCCUUGGUCUAUGGGAGAGAGAUCUCUCAGACGAGAGGUUUGUGUCCAACAGGGCAUAGAUAGAACCUCACUUUCCAGUUUUUUUGGGUGGUAGAGAAGUAGAAGGGUUUAAUAUGUUAUUGAACCCUACUGUCUUAUAGCCUACUUGAAAAGGAUGCACUAAUAUAGCAGUUAAGAGGCACUGUACAACCUGUGUUAGAAAUCAACUGGCACAUUCUUGGCUGAAAUGUGGAGGGGGACAGUGAUAAAAUGUUACCAGCCAGUGCUACAAACAAACAAACAAACGAACGAGAGUGAGAGAGAGAGAGGGGUGGCUUGCUGGGCAGUGCCAUCUGCUCUGCUGGGCAUGGUAUAUGAGUGGGGGUAUUAAUAUGUUAAAGAGAAGAGAACAUCAUCUUCAGCACAGGAGGCACUCUGUCUACUCUAGGCCUGUUGUGGAUAACAACACAGCUAAGAGUAGCCUGUACAACUAAGGCAGGCCUGUGCUGAACUCUACAGAGUUUGGUGUAAAACAAUGCUGUGAGAGGAAGCCUAGGCUUAGGCUAUUUACUGGCUGAAUUGUUUCACAUUCAUUCAGUGUUAUUCACGUUUCUACCAAGGCGAUAGUAAUUACAUCCUAGGUUACUUAUUUGUUCUAAACUGAAUAAUAAAAGGGUUGGUUGUCUUGUCGCCCUGAUCAGAGAGGACUUACUGGGUUUAAAACACUCAUUCAUCACCGGUUUGUGAGCUCACUGUUUUCCUUAUCUCUCCUUUUGUGAAGACCAGACAUACAGUGGCUUGCAAAAGUAUUCACCCCCCACCCCCCCAAGGCAAAAUUAAAAUGGAUUUUUUUUGGGGGGGGGGUUGUAUCAUUUCAUUUACACAACAUGCCUACCACUUUGAAGAUGCUAAAUAUUUUUUGGGGUGAAACAAACAAGAAAUAAGACAUAAAAACAGGGAAUUUGAGCAUGCAUAACUAUUCACCCCCCCAAAGUCAAUACUUUGUAGAGCCACCUUUUGCAGAAAUUACAGCUGCAAGUCUCUUGGGGUAUGUCUCUAUAAGCUUUGCACAUCUAGCCACUGGGAUUUUUGCCCAUUCUUCAAGGCAAAACUGUUCCAGCUCCUUCAAGUUGGAUGGGUUCCGCUGGUGUACAGCAAUCUUUAAGUCAUACCACAGAUUCUCAAUUGGAUUGGGGUCUGGGCUUUGACUAGGCCAUUCCAAUACAUUUAAAUGUUUCCCCUUAAACCACUCGAGUGUUGCUUUAGCAGUAUGCUUAGGGUCAUUGUCCUGCUUGAAGGUGAACCUCCAUCCCAGUCUCAAAUCUCUGGAAGACUGAAACAGGUUUCCCUCAAGAAUUUCCCUGUAUUUAGCGCCAUCCAUCAUUCCUUCAAUUCUGACCAGUUUCCCAGUCCCUGCCAAUAAAAAACAUCCCCACAGCAUGAUGUUGCCACCACCAUGCUUCACUGUGGGGAUGGUGUUCUCAGGUGAUGAGAGGUGUUGGGUUUGCGCCAGACAUAGCGUUUUCCUUGAUGGCCAAAAAGCUCAAUUUUAGUCUCAUCUGACUAGAGUACCUUCUUCCAUAUGUUUGGGGAGUCUCCCACAUGCCUUUUGGCGAACACCAAACGUGUUUGCUUAUUUUUUUCUUUAAGGAAUGGCUUUUUUCUGGCCAUUCUUCCGUAAAGCCCAGCUCUGUGGAGUGUACGGCUUAAAGUGGUCCUAUGGACAGAUACUCCAAUCUCCGCUAUGGAGCAUUGCAGCUCCUUCAGGGUUAUCAUUGGUGUCUUUGUUGCCUCUCUAAUUAUUUUUUUAUAAUGGAUUUAAUGGUGCUCUGUGGGAUGUUCAAAGUUUCUGAUAUUUUUUUAUAACCCAACCCUGAUCUGUACUUCUCCACAACUUUGUCCCUGACCUGUUUGGAGAGCUCCUAGGUCUUCAUGGUGCCCCUUGCUUAGUGGUGUUGCAGACUGGGGCCUUUCAGAACAGGUGUGUAUAUAUACUGAGAUCAUGUGACAGAUGAUGUGACACUUAGAUUGCACACAGGUGGACUUUAUUUAACUAAUUAUGUGACUUCUGAAGGUAAUUGGUUGCACCAGAUCUUAUUUAGGGGCUUCAUAGCAAAGGGGGUGUAUACAUAUGCACGCACCACUUUUCUGUUAUUUAUUUUUUAGAAUUUUUUGAAACAAGUUAUUUUUUUCAUUCCACUUCACCAAUUUGGACUAUUUUGUGUAUGUCCAUUACAUGAAAUCCAAAUAAAAAUCAAUUUAAAUUACAGGUUGUAAUGCAACAAAAUAGGAAAAACGCCAAGGGGGAUGAAUACUUUUGCAAGGCACUGUACUAGACAAGCACUACUUCCUGUGACCAGCUUGAACUGGGCCUACAAAUCAGACAUUAGUAUUCAGAGGCUAAGACUGGAAGCUGCUCAAGUGUUGAAAGCAGUUUACGAGAUGUAGACAAACACAUCUACACCCUGUGUAAAAUGAAUAAUUUUUGAUAAUUUACUCGUCGGCUGAGGAUGUUGCCCAAGCAUUCCUCAAUCCCCUGUACUCCCUGUACACUCCUCUAUCAGGGAGUAAAUUACUCCCAUAACCAUUUCUUGCUUUGUUCUGGCUUGUUAAGUUGUAAUUUGAACUUGACAAAGAGCAACAGAUUUGUGAUAUCACAUUUAAAGCUGAUGAGUGCCUUUGCAUUCACCUUUGUCAGAUCAGGGAUCAAGAUGAAGAUGGAAUAGGGUGCCAUUUGGGACUCCUCUCAGCCAUUUGCACUGUUUCCCCUAUAAUAUUUUCAGCAGCGGUGGCAAAGUUUGCUAGGGGGGUCCGGGAGCACCAAAACAUUUUAGAGGCCCUCGUCUUUUUUUUAUUUAUAACUAAUUACCUGUAAUUAUACACAUUUUGCCCUGGGGCGAAAAAUAAUAAUAAUCACAUUUUAAAGAUGCACUUUGCAGAAAUCGCUCCGCAAUUUCCUGGUUGCUAAAAUUCAAACAAUCAAGUAUAGUGUAGGGAAUCAUUGUACCAUCUAAACCGCUGUGAAAUAUAUUUUCCAUCACCGAAAAUAUUGUUACUCUGUGAUGGGUUUGGCCGGUGAAGGCCGUCAUUGUAAAUAAGAAUUUGUUCUUAACUGACUUGCCUAGUUAAAUGAAGGUAAAAUGUUUUUUUUUUUUGUUUUUUUUUUUUUAAAUGAACAGGGUAGAGUAGAGACUGCCAGGCUGUGAAAUAGCUGUUUUUAAAUUGACACAAUACCUGUUAGCAAAGGUGUCAGCUAGAGAUUACGUGCAGGAGCUUGCAGGAAUUUGUAGUUUUGCAUGAUGUCUACUUUGAUGCUAAUUAGCAUUUUCGAAUCUGAGAGUAGAUCGAGCUGAAAAAAAGUCACCUUGUCCUAGAGAGAUUUACACGGUUAUCAAAACGUCACUCCAGGGUAAGCCUACACGAAACACGGCCAUUACUUUAAGUGUUUCUAAAAUACACAAUGGGAAAAAUGAAUGGUGGAGAAACGAUUGGAGCCAUUUCCCUGUUUGACCGCUAGGUUUUAUGGGUAUUAUGACUCAUACUGUGGUACUCUAUUGCAUCAUGCUGUCGAAAGCGAUGUAUCUGAUGUGUGUUUGGUAAAGCAUACUUAUGAUGUGAUGUCGUCUCCCUCUCCUCCCCUCUUCUAGGUCCAGUGGUCUGACUCAACAUGGACCACAGUGACCAAGACUCACCAUGAGCUGGACGACUUCCUUUCCAAGGUACAAUGAAAAACACAUAUUCCCAUCAAUAGAUUAUAGGCCUAGAAUAUACUGGAUUUAAUGUCAGGUGAAAUUAAGUCACUAUCUGUACGGAGAGGUCUCUACAUUUUACAUUUACAUUUUAGUCAUUUAGCAGACGCUCUUAUCCAGAGCGACUUACAGUUAGUGAGUGCAUACAUUUUUCUACUGGCCCCCCGUGGGAAUCGAACCCACAACCCUGGCGUUGCAAGCGCCAUGCUCUACCAAUUGAGCUACAGGAGGCUCUAGAUGUUGUCUUAUAAAGGUCAACCCAGAUGCAGGGUUUACUUUCCAAAUGUUUUCAUGUGUUUUCUAGUCACUGAAUGCUGAUAGGACUAAUGCUAAUACUGUGACAUACUGUAUUCAAAUGUAUUUCUUCAUCUAGCUUAAUGUAUACCCCUAAAUGUUGUAUGAAUAUAUGUAUGUCUAUGAUAACCGCUCAUAUGAUUCCCUGAACCCCAUACAGCUUCCAUGUGAGAGGUCCACUGAGCCCUUUGAGAAGGGACUGGUGAGGUUACUGGCCCAGGGAGACCAGUAUGAGCCCAGGGACCUGGAGAGGACGCUACAGUGAGUUUCGCUCUUUGUUUGAUCAUUCAGCUCAGAGCAGCACAAAGCAUGAUGGGAAAUCUCAAUAGUUUUUAUCAUGUCAAUAAAAAAAUCAAUUAAAUAUAUACAGUAUAUACUUGAAGGUCAAGCACUUUCCUGUUAACUUUUUUACAUCUUUCUUUACUCUCAAGCCUCAAUAUUGUGGAGAAAGUAGAGUAGACUACCCUCUAGUUAUUGUUACCAACGCUGCCAUAAGCUCCAGUGUUGUCAGUUAUGGUUAUGGUGAAGAACCUCAGGCUUCACAUAUGUCAGAACCAUAGAACCCAGGCAUUGAUAUCUAGGACAAUGGUGAUGAUGUCAUUACCAGAGGGAUUCGCUGGCCAUCCUUUACAGAUAUGGAUGGGAUCACUUUUUCCACUCCCUCUCUUCCACUCCCAUUCAAGCCCCACCAGCACUUUGUGACUUCCCACUCGAAGUGUACCAUAACCGUACCUUGCUAUUUGAUGUACUAGUAUACAACCAGUGAUCUGACACAUGACAUUACAAUUUCCAAGUCACCUUCUCUCUUUCUCUUUCCCGCUGUAUAAUUUACAUCUUUAACUCCCCCUCAUCUCUCUCCACUGUGACAGGGAGAUGCUUCUGUCAGCCCCAGCAGCCUUCAGGCAGAGAGGAGAGGUCUGCAGGUUCCUCCUCCCCCACUGCAGCCACUGUAAGUGUCUGUGCCCCUGGCUCAGCCUUCAGGGAGGUGAGAUAUCAUAUGCUCCACUGACCUGUACAGGAAUGCAUGUCUACAUGAACCAUCCACCUGAUUUAUUAGGGAUACCUAGGAACUCAGAGCACAAUUACCCCUCUCUCUUCUAUAAUAAUUUGUAUGUGGAUUGAUGUGGUCAGUUCCACAUGACUAAUCAUAACAAUUAAUGACUUCUCAGUCAUCCUCUCCAUAUUUUUCACGGCCUUUGAUAACAACGCCCUGAGCCCAGUUUCAAUAGUGCUCCCAGAGGACAGGUAAAUCCUCCAGAAAUAAAACACACACUUCUUGGUGGCAAGCUAAGAUAAAUAAACCCAGCUUCACAGUGAACAGCUCUCAGCAUAGCUGCAGGGCCAGGAGGCUGUUUUACCACAUUCAACCCCAGCCAUUAUCAAUUGACUUACUGAAAUAAUUAUUGACAAUGUUUCCUCCCACCUCUGACCAUUCAAGGGAAUACAUUGCUGGUUGGUUUCACACAGCUGCAUCAAAUUGACCACAGAAAUUCAUAAACCAAUAAUUACUUUUUUGGUUAGUGCCGUGGAAAAGCUGUAAUGUUAUGUAGGCUGGAGGUCUCUUGUCGCCCAUUCCCUAAUAUCUCACCAUCCGGGCUCUCCUACCCAGAUAAUACAGUACCUCCAGGAAAGACCUGGAAGGCACCCGAGCACUUUAAAGAAGACUGCACCGAGCCAUCCAGUCAGGACCAAGGUGUGUGUGCUAUUGUUUCUAUUGUCUUUAUGCUAAAUAAACCAUUACUCUGCCUGUCUGUCAUUCUAUGUGGGGUUGAAAUGACACAGUGUGUGUAAAUGGCUAUUUCAUACAGACAGAUAUUUGUUGCCGGUAGUUGAAGUUCACUAGUACUUCUCUCUCGUCAUUCUCCUCACCCUGACAUAGGGGCUCACCCCCUAGGGCAUCAGACGACGUGCAGCAGCAAGAGCCUAGCACAGAGGUAAGAGCACUAUCUGUUCAGUCCAAGACAUGUGACCUUGUGGCUGAUGCACUGAUGGGUUAUACUAAGAGGAUCCCUCCCUUCUAUUUACAGCACACUGCUGACAAAGAGCAGCCAGAGGCCUGCUGUUCACUCAGAGCACAACGGAGUGGUGGAGAGGAGGAGGGAACCAGGCAUCCUGUCCUGUAGGCUAGACCCACAUCAGGUCAGUCACACUGGCCUCCCCUUUCUCUCCCUGGCCUGGCCACUAGAGAUACUGGUAGGGUGGCGGUGGAGGACUGUCAAAGUGCUGUAUACUGCUGACUGGCAUUUGUUAUUUUUUGUUUGAUUCAAUAAUACUCCUUUGCAUCUGUUUAGGGUGUUAAAUGACCUCCUCUCUCUUCAGAACGCAGAUGAGAAAUGGGCUUUCACUCCAGAAAGGAUGAGUAGAAGAAGACUUGAUGGAAGGAGAAGUGAGGGGGCUAAAGGCUACAUUAUCAGACCACAGUCAACACACAUGACCAGACAGGGUGUCAGUAAGAGUAAGUAACCAGUGGGUGUGGCAAUAGCCUAUCCUAUUUGUUUUCCAACUUAACAAUGAACAUUAUAACAACAUGUAUGUUGUGCAUUCCUUUACCACUGUAGAGCCGGUCCAGGACAGGUAUGGAGACACGUGGUCCAAUAGCUCCAGUACUCCCUCCAGUUCCCAGCACGAGGCACAUGAGAGCCUGGAGGAUCUGGAGGACAAGAGAGGUGAGUGGCCCCUCUAAACCCUGUCUGUCCCCCUCUCUUUCCUGUUGGGAACUCAUGGGGAUUAAUCCUAGUCUAAAUAGCACUUUCAAUGGAGAUUCUCCAUUUAGUCAAGGACAAGAACUUAACUGGGUCUGGGAAACCGGCCCAUGACGUCUGAGUCUUUAGUGCUGUUCAACCUCAAGAUGUCUUUUAAUGAUAGCUUCUCUCUCCCCCAGACACUGCUGAGAGUUACUCAGACCACUCUGUCCAGGAGAAGAGGGCGAGUGAUCACAGCAGGGGGGAGGUUGUAGCUACUGUACCCCCUAUAGUCCCUGUCCCCCACAAGGAAGAGCCAUCGUACACUGGCAGUCCCCUGAGUGUACAUCCUCUACCAAUGACGGUCCAGAAUGGGCCAACCAUGCCAGACGGGAUGGUCACAGUCCCUCCACAGCCGGGGAACGGUUCACCAGCAGAGGGGGCAAUGACUGGGACCACCCCCAUGGUUCCUCAGGAGUCCAUCUCAAGCCAAGCUCCCCUGGGAGACCCUGAGAGACAGAGGCAUGUGUCUGUGUCUGCCUCCCUGAGCUCACCUCAGCCAACCAAUGCAAGCUUCAGCAUUCACCCCAUGCCCCAGCAUUAUAGGACCCCCACCAGCCCAGAGAGUAGAAGCACUAACCCCCAGCACCAGCCCCCCAUUAGCGCCAUCAGUGUCAUCCCUCUGACCUUCCACAUGUCCCCCCUGAUGCCAGCAUACACCAGCACUGACCCAGCCUCCACCGCCACCCUACCCCUAACAGCCUCUCUCCCUGACUCUAGCACCGGGCCCCAAGCCCUGGCUGCGCCCACCAGCCUACCCACCCCUACCACCGUGACACCCUCCUCAGGGGCCACUGUCACCCCAGCUGCCAUCAGACAGGUUCAGGCCACUCUGCCCCCAGCCGUCCCCACUCACACCCCCGGCACCGUUGCCAGCCCAGCCCUGACCCUCACCCACAGCACGGCCCAGGGAGAUGGCACCUCUUCCUGCAGCAGCUCUGGGGUGGCAGCAGGGCAGACCCAGCAAAAGCCGCAGCCCCAGCAAAAGGCCCACCCUCCACAGCAACAGCAGAUGAGCUGCAACACCUGCGGUUGCCGUGGCAGCUGUGGUAGUAGCCACUCUGCUGCCCCCAACCCCAACUUCUACUUCCCUUCCCAGCUGGGGCACCAGGUCUUCAGCGCCACCCACUUCCCUCUCUUCCACCUCCCGUCCAUGUGCAGCACUGGAUACCCCAGCCACCGCAGCCAGGUCCAACGCCAGAGCAACGGCACCACCCAGCUACCCUUCUACCCCCCUCCACCUCACACGGCCAACCCCACCUUUACGCCACCGCAAUACAACAGUGGACCACUGCUCCACACCACCCACUCCCACUCUGACCACAUGCUGGCCACCCAGCCUGGAUACAACCUGCAGCAGAUGGCAGCUGCUCCCUUCAACCGCUUCUACACGCCCAUGUUCUCCUCGGUGGGCAUGAAGAAGAGCAGUGCCAACGUCUCUUGCUAUAACUGUGGGCUAAGCGGGCAUUAUGCCCAGGACUGCAAACAACCCUCCAUGGAUGCUGGGCAGCAAGGUAAUACUGGCCAGGCUAGUGGCAGAGAGAGAAGGUGAAGUCUCGUACAGUGAGAGCAGAGAAAAUAAGGGAUUCCUCUUCCUUAGUUUCAGCGUAGGAAGGCAAAGCUUUAUUUGGUAACCUGUUUUUUUCACUGUCCAACAUUUUUAUGUCCGAAGCUGGAUUGUCUGAAUGAGCUAAAGAGCUCUAUUAAACACCCAGGCCAAGUGUUAAAACAUAUUUUGAUAGGACUGACUCUGAAUCUGAAAGACUAGCAUAGACUAUGGACAUCACAUUUCUUUAGGUUACUUGUUGACUGGUUUGGCACGCAACACUGACGCACUCCUCUGUGUGUGUGCGCGUGUGUGUUUCAGGUGGCUUUCGGCUGAAGUACACGGGCCCCCACUCCUUUGAAGCAGACUAAACUGACUGACAUGAGAGGGGACCAAGACAAUGCUUUGUUUAUCUCACUUACUACAGUAAAGAUUCCAGAAACCCAUUGUUUUCAAGGGUUGAGGUUUUCACCAAUUGUAUUACCUUGCAAAUAUCCUGACUUGUUUCUCAGCAAAGGAUGGAAUCCUGUAUAAUUCUCAGACUUUUCAGAGGACGGUGGUAUUUUGCACUGGAGACAAGUACGAGACAGGCUCACGUUUCCAGACUAGUCUCUUACUUUAA